This is a messenger RNA of Oreochromis aureus, 2454 nucleotides long. It is a transcript of the gene atad3, whose product is annotated as ATPase family AAA domain containing 3. Bases 126 to 2123 code for a protein of 665 amino acids. Lineage: Eukaryota; Metazoa; Chordata; Actinopteri; Cichliformes; Cichlidae. The record is from RefSeq and is a predicted model, not a curated record. Gene Ontology annotation, biological process: mitochondrion organization. Gene Ontology annotation, molecular function: ATP binding; zinc ion binding; ATP hydrolysis activity. The transcript has 16 exons. Gene Ontology annotation, cellular component: mitochondrion.
GGUGCGCAUGCGCAGAAGCUUUCGGCGUGACACGCGUGUGGAGGAAGCGUAGUGACAGACCUGUGCGGCUGCUAUCCUCUGUCCAACAGAACCGGUUUAACGGUGCUUUAUUUGUUCUCGGCGAAAUGUCGUGGCUGUUCGGCCUGAACAAGGGACAGCCGGAGGUGCCUCCCGGUUUGCCGGCACAGCCUCCACCGCCGCCACCUCCGCCGGCCGGGGGCUCCAGCGGCGGUGGAGAUAAACCCAAGGACAAAUGGAGCAACUUCGAUCCCACCGGGCUGGAGCGGGCUGCUCAGGCGGCCAAGGAGCUCGACAAGUCCCGACAUGCCAAAGAAGCUCUGGAGCUGGCUCGAAUGCAGGAGAAUACCACUCAGCUGGAGCACCAGAGUAAGAUGAAGGAAUAUGAAGCAGCAGUGGAACAACUCAAAGGCGACCAGAUACGCAUCCAAGCUGAAGAGAGGAGGAAAACUGUCAAUGAGGAGACCAAGCAGCAUCAAGCUCGAGCUCAAUACCAAGACAAGCUGGCCAGGCAGCGAUAUGAGGACCAACUGAGGCAACAGCAAGCCAUGAAUGAGGAGAGCCUUCGCAAACAGGAGGAGUCUGUACAGAAGCAGGAGGCCAUGAGGAAAGCGACCAUAGAGCACGAGAUGGAGCUGAGACACAAGAAUGAGCUGCUUCGUAUUGAGGCAGAGUCUAAAGCUCGAGCCAAAGUGGAGAGGGAAAACGCCGAUAUAAUCCGAGAGCAGAUCCGCCUGAAGGCUGCAGAACACAGACAGACCGUCCUGGAGUCCAUAAAGACUGCAGGUGCUGUGUUUGGAGAAGGAUUCAGGGCUUUUGUGUCAGACUGGGACAAAGUGACUGCAACGGUGGCAGGGUUGACCCUCUUGGCUGUGGGAGUGUAUUCAGCUCGAAAUGCAACAGCAGUGGCCGGACGUUACAUCGAGGCCAGGCUCGGAAAGCCGUCACUAGUCCGGGAAACUUCCCGAUUCACUGUCGCAGAGGCGGUCAAGCAUCCAGUCAAGAUGGCCAAGCGGCUGAAGAGUAAACCUCAGGAUGCCCUGGAGGGAGUUGUGCUCAGUCCUUCCCUGGAGGAGCGUGUGCGUGACAUUGCCAUAGCAACAAGAAACACAAGGCAGAACAACGGCCUGUACAGGAACAUCCUCAUGUACGGUCCUCCGGGGACGGGCAAAACGCUGUUCGCUAAGAAGCUGGCAGUGCAUUCUGGGAUGGAUUACGCCAUUAUGACCGGUGGUGAUGUAGCGCCCAUGGGCCGCGAUGGUGUCACCGCCAUGCACAAAGUGUUUGAUUGGGCCAACACGAGUCGACGCGGACUGCUUCUGUUUGUUGAUGAAGCCGAUGCAUUCCUCCGCAAGAGAGCCACCGAGAAGAUCAGUGAAGACCUCAGAGCCACUCUCAAUGCCUUUUUGUAUCGCACUGGAGAACAGAGCAACAAGUUUAUGUUGGUGCUGGCCAGUAACCAGCCGGAGCAGUUUGACUGGGCCAUAAAUGACCGUAUAGAUGAAAUAGUGAAUUUUGCGCUGCCGGGUCUCGAGGAGAGGGAGAGGCUGGUGCGGUUAUACUUUGACAAAUAUGUGCUGGAGCCGGCCACUGGAGGGAGACAGAGGCUGAAGCUGGCGCAGUUUGACUAUGGGAAAAAGUGCUCUGAGAUAGCGAAGCGGACAGAGGGCAUGUCCGGAAGAGAGAUCUCCAAGCUGGGCGUGGCCUGGCAGGCGGCAGCAUAUUCCUCUGAGGAUGGCGUCCUGACAGAGGCUAUGAUCGACGCUCGGGUCGACGAUGCUGUCAAGCAGCACCUUCAGAAGAUGGACUGGCUGCGAGGAGAGGAGGCGGCGAAGAGCCUUACACCUCCACCAGCUGGGGUGACGAGCAGCGGAGGAAAAAUGGGUUUUAAUCUGCCCCUCAGCGAGACGCCUCAUGCCCAGGAGGUGAUCGCUCCUGUCCUUGAGAUUAAUGAAAAGCAAGCACCUAUGAACCUCUCGGCAGAGGGCGAAAGUGAUGACCUAGCUGGACACAACAGUACAGCAGAGAGUUCAGGUCAACCUCCUGCCUCCACUGAUGGCAAGAUGAGAGAAGACUCUCCUCCUAAAGAUGGAACUCCAGUUUGAGUUAUGUUUUUUUUCCAGUGGUGCUGCCUGGAUAGGAAAAUUUUAGCUUUCUGCCUCUUUAACUAGAAAGUUUCAAUCUAAAGCCUGUUGGGACUGUCUUUACAACAGAAGAUGAGUUUCUAGCGUUAACCAAUUAACUACAAAAGACAAAUGACGCCUGAGACUCUUUCGGUCUGAUGCAUCAUGUACACAAUGUAAACGUUACUUUACAUGGAAACCAGUCGCUGUGUCUGUAAUUACACUAUAUAAAUGUACUAAUUAAAGUGUCUCUGUUGAAACAAUGAAACUGAUCCAUGUUUUCAUAAAAAGUAAAGAUUGUUACUACAAUUGA